UUGUUUCAACCACAAUCUCCCAUCCUCCUCGUCGGUUUCUUUUUUUUUUUUUGGUCAACAGCCUUAAAACGUGGUCUAAAAUCGGCAACAAAAAAUUGCCGAUCUUUCAUUUAGGAGUUCUCCAUGUCCAUGAUUCGUCUUCAUUUCUCCCUAAUUUUCUCUCUUAAAUAACGGAUCUAAUUCAAUUCAGAUUUUGGGAUUUUAUAUAAUAAUAAUGAUUAUUGUUGAUAUUAUUCGAUUUGAGAAUGCUCGCGACGGAAUUUCAAGGGAAUUUGACACCGUUGACGAAUUUAAGCCUUUGGUUUGGGAGGGAUCAAAGCACAGGCGAUGGAGUCGCUAAACAAUGGAUCGGGUUUCAACGAGGUGGAGCUUGAAUCCUUUCAAAGGCAAAUAGCCGACCGGUUCCAAGACUUAGGUUCUGUUUCUUCCGAUGAAUUGCUUUCCCUCCCGUGGGUUCGGAAAUUGCUCGAUGUUUUCCUUAGUUGCGAAGAGGAAUUCAGGGGUAUCCUCGUUAACAACAAAGGCCGGCUAAUGAAACCUCCUUUGGAUCGGUUGAUCGCCGAUUUUUACGAGCGUAGUGUUAAGUCGCUUGAUGUUUGUAACGCGAUUCGCGACGGGCUCGAUCAAAUCAAGCAAUGGCAGAAGCUGAUGGAAAUCGUGAUUUGCGCUUUGGGUCAUCGUAAUGUCAAUAAAAACAACACCAAUAAGAGAAUCUUAGGAGAAGGGCAAGUUCGCCGUGCCAGAAAGGCUUUGUCAGAGUUAGCAGUUGGGUUGGUCGACGACAAAGAUUCCUCUCAACCAUUGGCUUUAAGGAAUCGUUCCUUUGGAAGAAACAAUAAUAGCAGCAAUAGUCAAUCCAAGGAUCAACAUCGUCUCGGUUAUUUCAGGUCAUUGUCUUGGAAUGUUUCGAGGUCUUGGUCGGCGGCUAAACAGCUCCAAGCAAUUGGGAGCAACUUGGUUUCACCACGAGCGAACGAAAUUACCGCCACCAAUGGACUCGCGAUGCUUGUUUUCACGAUGGGUAACGUUUUGUUGUUUGUAAUGUGGGCGUUGGUGGCUGCAAUACCGUGCCAGGACCGGGGUUUGCAAGUUCAUUUCUACAUGUCUAGGCAGUUCCCUUGGGCGGCUUCCAUCCUUUCAUUGCACGAUAAGAUAAUGGAGGAGUCGAGGAAGAAAGAUAGGAAAAGCACGAGUGGGUUUUUAAUGGAGAUUUAUCAAAUCGACAAGUGUUCGAGGUCGUUGAGUGAAUUGACGGGUUCGGUGCAGUUUCCGAUCAGCGAGGAGAAGGAAAGAGAGUUGAGGCAGAGAGUGCAGGAAAUGGGGCAGGUUUAUGAGGCAGUGACGGCAGGUUUAGAACCAUUGGAGAAGAAGGUUAGGGAACUGUUUCAUAGGAUUGUCCAUAGUCGAACCGAAGGGUUGGAUUGUUUAGGAAGGGGACACAAUUCUGAGUAAAAAUGUUUCUUGCAGUUGGAUCAUGUUUACCUCUGCCUCGGAAAUGGUUUAACCCUGUUUACCUCUUCCACGAAAAUAUGAUGCAAUGUGUAUUAUUGGAACAAGUAAACAUAGAUAAAAGCAAAUUAAUAAAAAUUAUAUACGAAUGUUUAAAAAAUUAAUAAAAAUUAACAUAUUUCUAAACA
This is a messenger RNA of Gossypium raimondii (Peruvian cotton), 1637 nucleotides long. RefSeq lists its product as hypothetical. The record is from RefSeq and is a predicted model, not a curated record. Bases 328 to 1452 code for a protein of 374 amino acids. The transcript has 2 exons. Lineage: Eukaryota; Viridiplantae; Streptophyta; Magnoliopsida; Malvales; Malvaceae.